ACCUUGUUAUUAUCGAUUUGCUACCCAGGUGAAAAAUAUACGUUGUACGUGGAUCAAACAGUCGUCAAUAUGAUGAAAUCGUUGAUAUCUACUGUUCUUCUUCUCUUGUUGAGGUAUAGCUAUGUACAAGCACUAGCUGUUAAAGUUUUAAAGCCUCCGACGACAAAACAGGGAGUGGAAGGCGCCCUAUUAAUUGCCCCUGGUGCGUAUAUAAAAGGGGAGGCGUAUGAAUCUUUAGGCUUACAGAUUGGUGAAACCUGCAACUUCCGACUAUGGGUGGUGCUUCUUUUGGAUUUUUUUGACGACAUUGUCAACCCACCUCAGCUGCAGGAAGCCGUUACCAAAGCCCGCAAUUCCUUGAAAGAGGAAGGGUUCCAAAAUGACGGUCCAGUGUUUCUUGCCGGACACAGUUUGGGGGGAACAAUGGUAUCCAUGUAUGGACAAAAGUCACAUGGUUUAUCUGGCGUUUUACUUUAUGCUGCCUAUCUUACAAAAGGUCACAAGCUCAAAGACUACCCGGUACCUGUAAUGACCUUGUCCGGCGAUCUGGACGGACUGACAAGAAUAACUCGAGUCAUGGUCACAUUCAAUGAGCUUUACAAUGACGUAGUGACGGACCCAAGGGCAAAAUACCAUACUCCCGUGAUUUUGAUGGAGGGGGUUAACCAUGGUCAAUUUGCUUCGGGCAGGAUGCCCAGUAAUGUCGCUACGCAUGAUCUUUCUCCGGAUGUUACUAACACAACUGCGUACCAAAGAAUCGCAAACUAUACAUGCUCUUUUGUCUCUUACACGCUUCGCAACAAUACAUCCUCUCAGUGGGUUUUGGACGAAGGGUUCAACAAAACUUACCAACUUAUUCAGCCUUUGAGGCAAAUGAAAGAGCUCGAUACAAAUCGGUUUUCAACCUCUAACUGGACCCAAACAGCGCAGAAAUCUGUCAUAGCACUACAAAACGCAUCGCAGAUCUUAGUAAAGGGUGUAGAAAUCGAUGGAAAGGUAAUAAAAUUUUCGUCCCUAUCACCAAAAACUGAGGUGCUUAACUCAACAUUAUAUGUAACCACCUACUCUGAAGUGACGUACCCAUUAGAUCCAUUUGACGUCACGCUGAAUCCACUGUCUGCAGUUCAAAUUCAGGCAAAAAUGAUUUCUCAAGAGAGAGCAAAAGGAUUGUUUCCACAGGGGCUGUAUCGGAGAGGAAAUUUCUCAUGCAAAUAUGUUAAUGAGCUAAGCGUUCUUGAAGCGUUUUAUAACUCGUCCAGUGUUGCCAGGGAAAGAUAUGCUAGAAAGGGACGCCAAUUGAUCCUUGAAGAAGACAUGUUAACUUCCAAUGAACUGGCGUGGCUAGUCUCCCAAUUAGAGCUUGUAGAACUUAGUGAUGGUCUUCAUGUGCAAUCUCAGAGAUACGAAACGACAUAUAAGCCAUCACAAAAAGACUCUUCCGGAUUGUUCUAUUGUUCUUUGUUGUCGCCUUUCCGAGCAAUGGAAUGGAUUUAUGUUGAUAGUCUCCGACCAAUGAAAAGGCAGAAUAAACCGAAAGCCUGAAUUAAAAGGUUGCAUGAGUUUUUACAAAAGCCCUGGAAGAAGUACCAAAAAUCAGUAGCGCCAAACAAAGAUAAAAGACAUACCGAAUCUACAUUUAGUUAAAUAGAAACCAAAAUAAUGUAUGUAUCGUGUUAUUUUCAUCACGAACUUGUAUUGUUGACAAAUCAGAGCCAAUGAAAUCCAGUUCAGACGAAAAAUCUGGGGAUUUUUUUCUUUAUUUUCUAGAAUAAAGAACGUAAUGAUAAACGAUACAUAAAUCUUUAUAGAAGAUUUAGUUACAUUUUGCUGCUUUUUUAUGUGGUUAGCUAUAGAAUAAACAACAAUCACACCAUCUCCAGCAAGAACUAAUUUACUGUAAUA
Magallana angulata is the source of this 1902-nucleotide messenger RNA. RefSeq lists its product as uncharacterized. The transcript has 7 exons. Bases 70 to 1542 code for a protein of 490 amino acids. The record is from RefSeq and is a predicted model, not a curated record. NCBI's taxonomy places the organism in Eukaryota, Metazoa, Mollusca, Bivalvia, Ostreida, Ostreidae. Gene Ontology annotation, molecular function: hydrolase activity.